AUGGUGUCGCAACCUCCUCUGUCCCAGUCGACAUCGCAGAAGAAGCAGCAGUCCAUAUCGAACUUCUUCUCGUCCAAACCAGCACCGACACCGAGCAAGCCCGCGAUCAAAUCCGAAGAGUCAGGGAAGAAUGGCCUCGAGGAGAAUGAUAACCUGUUCGUUAGCGACGAUGAAGGUCCGAACAAUGGGCUGCGAAGGAACUCGCGAACGCCGAAGCGUGCUCUAGAAGAAGAAGAGGACGAGGACGACACACCUCCUUAUAAGCGAGCAAAGCCUGGUCUCGAAGAUGGCGAAGAGGAUGGACUUCAAAGUCAUCCCCAAGGCGGAAGAGCCUCGCUGCAGUCUGUGUCGAGCAACGUCGCGGGAGCAAAGAAGCCGAAGAUCACAGGAAGGACGUCAAAAUACAUGUUCUCGAGCUCUCCACUGCCUCAGGACGAAAACCACGAAUCAGAGGAGGACGAGGAGUCACGGAGGUACAAGGAGCGCAUGCAUCAGAAGUUCGUCAAGAAGCUCGGGAGACCAGAAAGCAUAGCAGAACUGCAACGUCGAAACCACAUCAUCUCAGAGGACACGCAGGAGGACCAGGAUGCGGCAGAAGAUGAGGAGCCGGAAGAGGCGCUAGAACCAGCAGCUUCGAAAGGAAAAGGCAGAAAAGGCCCAGGUCCAAAGAAAGCCAAGGACAAAUUGACGCCCAUGGAGCGGCAAGUCAUCGACAUCAAGCGGAAGAACAUGGACACUCUGCUCGUGGUUGAGGUUGGCUACAAGUUUAAGUUCUUCGGCGAGGACGCUCGUACAGCAGCAAAAGAGCUGAGCAUCGUCUGCAUCCCUGGCAAAAUGCGCUUUGACGAACACCCAUCAGAAGCACACCUCGAUCGCUUUGCGUCUGCCAGCGUACCAGUGCAUCGACUGCAUGUUCAUGUAAAGCGGCUGGUCUCUGCCGGUCACAAGGUUGGUGUUGUUCGGCAACUUGAGACGGCUGCUUUGAAAGCCGCUGGAGACAACCGCAACAAGACUUUCGAACGAGGCCUGACCAAUCUCUAUACCAAAGGCACCUACAUUGACGAUCAAGAAGGCUUGGAGGCCCCUGUAGCUGCACCAGAAGGAGGUGCACCAGCGACAGGCCAUCUGCUUUGCCUUACUGAGACCAGCCCAAAAGGCUGGGGAUCAGAUGAGAAGGUUCAAAUCGGACUCGUGGCCGUGCAGCCUGCCACCGGCGACAUCAUCUACGACGAUUUCGAAGACAGCUGGAUGCGAAGUGAACUGGAAACCCGGCUACUGCACAUUGCACCUUGCGAGUUUGUCAUUGUUGGUGACGUCUCGAAGGCUACCGAGAAGCUCGUCCAGCAUCUCUCAGGCAGCAAGACAAACGUGUUCGGCGACAGAGCCCGUGUUGAGCGGGUCGACAAGCCGAGGACGAUGGCCGCCCAGUCAUACAGCCACAUUACCAAGUUUUAUGCCGACAAAAUGGCAUCUGACCAGCUGUCUAGCUCACAGGUCGAGUCGUCGCAAGAGACUGGCACGCUUCUGGAUAAGGUCCAUAAGCUGUCGGAGAAUGCAACGAUAUGUCUCUCAGCGAUGAUCACCCACCUUACUGAUUAUGGCUUACAGCAUGUCUUCGAUCUGACAAAGUACUUCCAGUCGUUCAGUGCAAGGUCACACAUGUUACUCAAUGGCAACACUCUGACUAGUCUUGAGAUUUACCGGAAUGGAACGGACUACUCGGAGCACGGCAGUCUCUUCUGGACGCUGGACCGGACGCAGACACGGAUGGGACAGCGUCUGCUACGAAAGUGGGUCGGAAGACCACUGCUUGACCGGCAACGGCUGAACGAACGGGUGGCAGCCGUCGAAGAGCUCAAAGACACCCAACAGACAGCAGCUGUCGACCGGAUCAAGCGCCUAAUGGGCAAAGUGAGGGCCGAUCUGGAGAAGUCUCUCAUCCGCAUCUACUACCGCAAAUGCACCCGGCCAGAGCUUCUAAGCGUUCUGCAGACACUGCAGACGAUCGCGCAGGAAUAUGCGCACGUGGUCUCCGCGGCAGAUGCUGGCUUCGAGACAGAGAUACUCAACGAAGCGAUUUCCUCCUUGCCGAAGAUCGCAGACGAGGUCGUCUCGUUCCUCGAUCGAAUCAACGCACAAGCCGCAAAGCAAGACGACAAGUACAGCUUCUUCCGGGACGAGUACGAAACAGACGAUAUCACGAACCACAAAUGCGGCAUUGCGGCAGUGGAGCAUGACCUUGACGAGUUCAAGGCGGUUGCUGCUGAGAAGCUGAAGAAGAAGCGAGUCGACUAUGUUACUGUGGCUGGUAUCGAGUACUUGAUCGAGCUCGAUAACACGAUGCUGAAGAACUUGCCUGCUUCGUGGGCGAAGAUCUCUGGGACGAAGAAGGUCUCGCGGUACCAUGCUCCAGAGGUGAUCAAGUUGAUACGAGAGCGCGAUCAGCAUAAGGAGGCUCUGGCAAAUGCUUGCGAUGCCGCCUUCAUCGAGCUUUUGGCGGAAAUCGGCUCAAAGUACCAGGCGUUCCGCGACUGCAUACAGUCGCUGUCAUUGCUAGACUGUCUACUGUCGCUCGCAGACAUAGCCAGUCAACCCGGAUACUGCAAGCCAGAGUUCACCGACGACAACGGCAUAGACAUCGAAGGCGGUCGCCAUCCAAUGGUCGAGCAGCUCCUCCUCGAUGCUUUCGUACCCAACGACGUCCACCUGUCCUCAGACGAAACCCGCGCUCUCCUCAUCACAGGUCCAAACAUGGGCGGCAAAAGCUCCUACGUGCGUUCCGUCGCUCUCAUAUGCAUUAUGGCGCAAAUCGGCUCCUACGUCCCCGCCACCUCAGCAAACCUCGGGCUUCUCGACGCAGUCUUCACACGCAUGGGCGCUUUUGACAACAUGAUGAAGGGCGAGAGCACGUUCAUGGUCGAGUUGUCCGAGACGAGCGAUAUCCUCAAGCAAGCUACGCCACGCAGCCUCAUCAUCCUCGAUGAGCUGGGUCGUGGCACUUCUACACACGACGGUGUUGCUAUCGCUCAAGCAGUGCUCCAUCAUGUCGUCAGCAAGCUUAAGAGCUUGACGCUGUUCAUCACGCACUACCAAUCCCUCGCCCGCAUCGCGGAUAAAUUCUCCCGCGAGCUGAAGAACGUGCACAUGCGCUUUACGGAGCAAGACAGCAAGGCUGGGGAGAAGGACGUGACGUUCUUGUACGAAGUGGGAGCUGGAGUGGCGCAUCGUAGCUACGGUCUUAACGUUGCAAAACUGGCUGGUUUGCCGAAGAGUCUGCUUGAUGAGGCGGGGAGAAGGAGUAAGCAGAUGGAGGAGGAGGAGAGUCGGAGGCGGAUGGGACAUUUGUCGAGGAUCGUGGGAGAGAUGGUUGGUGAGGGAGAGGCGGAGGGGCUCGAGAGGAUGUUGGCUGCUGUUGAGCAGAUGUAG
Saxophila tyrrhenica is the source of this 3426-nucleotide messenger RNA. It is a transcript of the gene MSH3, whose product is annotated as Mismatch repair protein msh3. The record is from RefSeq and is a predicted model, not a curated record. NCBI's taxonomy places the organism in Eukaryota, Fungi, Ascomycota, Dothideomycetes, Mycosphaerellales, Extremaceae. Gene Ontology annotation, biological process: mitotic recombination; mismatch repair. Gene Ontology annotation, molecular function: mismatched DNA binding; ATP-dependent DNA damage sensor activity; ATP binding. Bases 1 to 3426 code for a protein of 1141 amino acids. The transcript has a single exon. Gene Ontology annotation, cellular component: nucleus.